Messenger RNA from Rhagoletis pomonella (apple maggot), 2316 nucleotides. RefSeq lists its product as uncharacterized. The coding region runs from base 1 to 2316 and encodes 771 amino acids. The transcript has a single exon. Lineage: Eukaryota; Metazoa; Arthropoda; Insecta; Diptera; Tephritidae. The record is from RefSeq and is a predicted model, not a curated record.
AUGCCGCAUAUUAAGAGUCAAUCAACAAAAGCUAUGUUCCGGUACGUUCCGAUAACUUUGUAUGGAAAGUCGAGGUCAAUGAAAACAUAUGCGCUCAUCGACGAUGGGUCUGCGUGUACAUUGCUGGAGAGACACGUGGCUGAAGAACUUGGCUUGGAUGGCCCUUCUGAGGACCUUUGCCUACGUUGGACUGGAGACAUCACCCAAAAUGAGCCUGACUCUAAAGUGAUCACUGUGGGUAUCUCACCAACUAGUGACACAUCUCCACGCUUUUAUCUUCCAAGCGUUCGCACCAUAUCCAGCCUUGACCUUCCAGAACACUCGCUAACACAAGAAAUUCUGGAUUCGCAUAGUCACCUAAGGCACCUAACGAUCGAACCAUACAACGCUGUUCGCGCCACGAUACUUCUCGGGAUUGACAACGCUAAACUUGGUGUGCCUCUUACAGUCAAGGAAAGUGAAGGUAAUCCUCUUAUAGCGACCAAGUCCAGGAUUGGUUGGUCUGUGUAUGGGCGUCGUACUGAACCAUCCAUAAACUACAAUAGAGUGAUGCAUAUAUGCUCUUGCGAGCCUGCUGUGAGAUUGGAUGAAAUCAUCAAGGAAAAUUACGCUUUGGAGGCAGUGGAAGUCUGCUUGAAACCCGAUUCGCUGCGUUCCAAGUCCGAUGAGCGGGCUCUAGAAAUUAUGGAGUCAUCUACUGAAUAUCAUCCGGAGCUGAAAAAAUGGGAGACCGGUUUGUUGUGGAAAUAUGACCACAUCAAUCUGCCUGAGUCAUGGUCGAUGGCGAUCCGACGACUUGACUGCUUGGAACGAAGGAUGAGUCGGGACCCCAACUUACGAGAGGUUCUUAACGUACAGCUAAAAGUCUUUGAGGAGAAGGGGUAUAUCCGAAAAUUAUGCAAAGGCGGAAGAUCGUGGUUCCUUCCUAGUUUUACUGUGACCAAUAAAAAUAAAGGUAAAAUUAGAGUGGUGUGGGAUGCUGCCGCGACUGUGAACGGUGUGGCAUUGAACACUUACCUUCUUAAAGGACCCGAUAUGCUGGCAUCGCUACUUGGUGUAUUGAUUCGAUUUCGGGAGCACUCUGUUGCAAUCACAGGGGAUAUUCGAGAGAUGUUUCACCAGAUCCGAGUACGCAGUGAGGAUCAACGGGCUCAACAGUUUCUCUGGCGAUCCGGAGAACGCCACCGGGAGCCGGACGUUUACGUAAUGGCCGUCAUAACAUUUGGAGCUGCCUGCUCCCCAACCCUAGCCAACUUCAUAAAAAACAAAAACGCUGGCCGAUUUAGCAAUGAGUUUCCGAAAGCGGUUGAUGCUAUUAAUCGCAACACUUAUGUAGACGACUGGUUGCAGAGUGUUGACACUGAACGGGAGAUGAUCACGGUUGCGGGACAGGUGAAGCACAUACACAGUGAGGGUGGUUUUGUAAUGCGUAAGUGGCUCUCCAAUUCUGCCAAAGUACUCGAAGCCAUUUCGGGUACAAAAGCACAAAGCAACAAGUGCCUUAAAGAAUCUACUGCGACGUUCGAAAAGGUCCUAGGCAUGUGGUGGAUGCCUCAAACAGACGAGCUCACAUUCGUUGAAAGAUUCAACCGGGCAGUUUUUAAUGAGAACAUACAUCCCUCGAAGCGCAGCAUUCUCAGAGUGAUCAUGUCUAUUGGAUUGAUAGGGUUUUACAUGAUACAAGCCAAGAUAAUUUUACAAAAUAUAUGGAGAUCAGGAUGCGUUUGGGAUGAUCCCAUCAACGAGGCAGACUGCAAGGCGUGGUGGUCUUGGAUCCGGAUACUACCGCAAAUAACUCGUAUUCGCAUACCACGCUGCUAUCCUCUAGCUAGUCGUAGCCCGGAGUUACAGCUUCACAUAUUUUGCGACGCAAGCACGGCCGCGUAUGCAACGGCAGCUUAUUUGAGAGCCGCAGUCGAUGGUACGGUGAGCUUCUGCCUGGUAGCAUCCAGGUCUCGAGUUACGCCUUUAAAGCCCGUGUCUAUACCGCGCCUGGAACUGAUUUGUGCUAUUUUGGGAUUACGACUUUCGAAAUUCAUAAGAAAAGAGAUGACUUUACCCGUAUUUAAGGAGAUAUAUUGGACCGAUUCGAAGAAUGUUCUCUAUUGGGUGAGAUCCGAUGCGCGCAAAUUUAAUCAGCUCGUAGCGUUAAGGGAUGGCGAAAUUUUAGAGUCAACGUACGUGGACGAUUGGAGGUGGGUGCGCUCUGCGAACAAUGUGGCCGAUGACGCUACGAAGUGGAAACAGUUUACAAAACUUGACGGAGACUCAAGAUGGUUUAACGGUCCCCAAUUCUUACAACUCCCCGAGUCAUAA